Messenger RNA from Fonsecaea pedrosoi CBS 271.37, 372 nucleotides. RefSeq lists its product as uncharacterized. The record is from RefSeq and is a predicted model, not a curated record. NCBI's taxonomy places the organism in Eukaryota, Fungi, Ascomycota, Eurotiomycetes, Chaetothyriales, Herpotrichiellaceae. The transcript is spliced from 3 exons. The coding region runs from base 1 to 372 and encodes 123 amino acids. Gene Ontology annotation, cellular component: ribosome. Gene Ontology annotation, molecular function: structural constituent of ribosome; RNA binding. Gene Ontology annotation, biological process: cytoplasmic translation.
AUGCGCCUGGGCAUGCAUGUUCUGAGUGUCAAAUUUUUCGCGGAUCACCUCGUGCAGCCGCCGAACAAGGAAUUCUCCGACAAGAUCUUCGACCUCUCCGCUUUUGAAAAGUUCCUGCACGAGCGAAUCAAGGUCGAAGGCCGCACUGGCAACUUGGGCGAUAAUGUCACCAUCAACCAGGUCGGCGACGGCAAGAUCGAGGUCAUCACUCACAUUCCCUUCUCUGGCCGCUACUUGAAAUACCUGACCAAGAAAUUCCUCAAGAAGCAACAACUGCGCGACUGGCUGCGUGUGGUGUCCACAUCAAGGGGCGUCUACGAGCUGCGCUUCUUCAAUGUUGUCAAUGACGAGGGUGACGAGGAUGAGGACUAG